Molecule: messenger RNA, 873 nt
Organism: Paraphaeosphaeria sporulosa
Lineage: Eukaryota; Fungi; Ascomycota; Dothideomycetes; Pleosporales; Didymosphaeriaceae
Exons: 3
Coding region: 1-873 (290 amino acids)
Source: RefSeq, a predicted model, not a curated record
AUGUCAAAAUCCAAUUCCAAGCAAACCAUUGCCGUUAACGGCGAACAACUCUACACUAUCUACGUCGGCAAAGCCUUCAGCGAGUGCUUUUCCGUAGAUAAGGACCUUGAGACGCUCCUGCGGGCCGCCUCGCCUUUUUUUGCUGCCAAGUUCCACGAACAGAAGCGUUUAAUCAAAUUGCCAACAUUUGACCCCCAAGAUUUUCGGAGCUACAAAGACUGGCUGCACACUCGCCGCGCUAGCCCUCACCGUCAAGCAGACUUCAUCGAGAGUAGAUGCGAGAAUGAAUGGGGUCAUAUCUGCCAGGCGUACGUGCUCGGCGAACGUCUACAAGACUACAGUUAUUGUAACGUAAUGGUAGAUGUGCUAGCAAAGAAAUCUAGCACAGCCUCAGACCAGUCUGUCAAAGAUAUUCUCGCGUGCGUCGAGAAUGUCUUUACCAGGACCGCGCGGACAUCUCCAAUUCGAAACCUGCUCAUCGAUACGGUCUACAGUCGCAUUUUCUCCACCCUUCCAGACGCCGAGUGCAUGACCAGACUGGAAGCCCUACCCAUGGUACCUCAGUUCACCGCCGGCUUGUUUAUGCGGAAGGGCAAGAGCAUCAAACCCCAGUGGUCAGAUCCUUGCCAGUACCAUCGCCACGACCGUGGAGAACCAUGCUUUGCCGAUACCGAGCCCUCAAUAUGGAAAGACAUGCGUGCCAUGUUCCACGAUUGGUGCAGCUUCAUCUGCACCAAUGCCAAGGGCAUCAGCGACUCAUACCAGGCAUUCCGACCAUGCGUCUCAAGUACCUACACUGUCCUGAAGAAGCUCGGCACGAAGUGCACGGCUGCAUUCUCUUGGUGCAGAGCCUUGGUGAAGGCGCAUCUUUAG